This is a messenger RNA of Synchiropus splendidus (mandarinfish), 4610 nucleotides long. It is a transcript of the gene xrn2, whose product is annotated as 5'-3' exoribonuclease 2. Gene Ontology annotation, biological process: nuclear-transcribed mRNA catabolic process. NCBI's taxonomy places the organism in Eukaryota, Metazoa, Chordata, Actinopteri, Syngnathiformes, Callionymidae. The transcript has 31 exons. Gene Ontology annotation, molecular function: 5'-3' RNA exonuclease activity; RNA binding. Gene Ontology annotation, cellular component: nucleus. Bases 1463 to 4357 code for a protein of 964 amino acids. The record is from RefSeq and is a predicted model, not a curated record.
ACCUCACGAUUUAUUCCAUUGAUAAUGCUUGUGUGAGCGUGUGAGUGGUCACAAUAGCGUCCGCAGAGGCCUACGCCUGCCUGGACUCUGGCGGCUCUUCGGUCCGGGACCAGUCCCAGGUCUUGCUAGGGUUCGCAGUUUUCAUUGCCAACUUCAGUGAGAAAAAUCUCUGCAGCUCAUCUCCAGUUAAGUUUGCUAAUCUGAGGCGCGUCUCUUCUGGGAGGGCGGAUGUGAGGGCAGCGUGGUGGCGCCAGCACACGGGGAUAUUCCUGCUGAGCUUUUCAUGUCAUCACCAAAGACUGUCGCUCCGGUGUCCAGCUCAAGCCUACGUUGGGCCGCCUUCUGCAGAACCAGGGUCUAUCUUCCACUGACCAACAGGCUCUUCUCGGUCAUAAUCAACAAGAGCUGUACUGCAAGGAACAACACCUCCAGGGCCCUGGUUCACAAGUGACUGGACAGAGGAGCCAAGCUGAGGGGUCCUCUCAAACUCCUUUCACUCGCCACUUUCUCCUCCGUCUGCCACGGACACAUAAAGGUUCAGAGGACAACCCGCAUCUCGGCCUCAGUUUCCUCCCGCUCGAGUCAGAGUCGUCCUCACAGGUCCUGCUGCAGGAGUCUCUCUUGGCUGUCCUCAUUGAGAGAAGAAGAAUCGGCUGUUGAAACUGGAACCAGGAGCAGACCCUUUACGUCACAACAGAUGGCGCUCUCGUCCUUCACUGUUCCUCCAUGACGUCAGUUCCACCCGAGUCUGGGGAAGCGACAAUAUCUACAGGCGUCUCAUCACCACCAGGGGAGGCACGCAGUGAGGAGUCGGAUGGACUUCCAGGUUCAGAAACCUUCUGAAGUCAACAACACGAUGAAGAAGACGCAUGACUCGCACACGUGUUUCUGCUGCAUCCGUCAGUCGACACUGAAGUUUGCUCUCCAGACCCAGGACAGAUGAAAAUGAGAUGAUGCGUAAACAUGUCAGGGAAAAUGAUCAGAGCAGUUCUUCUCUCUGUGCACUUUCGACCCCUCGGAUCAAGCUGGAGAAGAAAGAGUUGUUGCGUCUACGUUUGGUGUGGGCUUGAACUAAAUAUUCGACAUAUUCAGUUGGUUUCUCUGGCGGACAGGAGGAGCUAACCCGGGAGCGUCAGGGCCAGUUAGUGCCUACUCACAUCGCGCUCCCCGGUGUCUGUCCGACUGCAGCUGCGGCGUCGUCCCGUUUCGUGAGCUCAACGAGGUAAACAAGUUUCAACUCCGACUCGAGUGAUCAGCUUCAACCGGCGGCGCAGCAGUACCACUUCCUCCCACCGUCGCUCCGGUGUCGCUGUGUCAAUAAAGUCGAGGUCGUGAACCGGAAGUUCUUGGUGAAACAGCAUGUUCCUCUGUGUGUUUAUCUCGUCCUGUUUUUAACUCUGGUCUUUUGUCGUUUUAUUGCACGACUUUUUCAAGCUCAGAAACACACCACAUCUAGCCGGAGAUGGGAGUCCCGGCAUUUUUCCGCUGGCUGAGCCGCAAAUAUCCGUCAAUCAUCGUGCACUGUGUGGAGGAGAAGGGCAAAGAAUGUAACGGAGUCCGGAUCCCCGUCGACACCACCAAACCCAAUCCCAAUGAGGUGGAGUUUGAUAAUUUGUACCUGGACAUGAAUGGAAUCAUUCACCCGUGCACGCAUCCUGAGGACAAGCCGGCACCCAAGAACGAGGAUGAGAUGAUGGUGGCCAUCUUUGAUUACAUCGACCGGCUCUUCAACAUUGUGAGGCCCAGAAGAGUACUGUACAUGGCCAUUGAUGGCGUGGCCCCACGGGCAAAAAUGAACCAGCAACGUUCUCGCCGCUUCCGGGCUUCCAAGGAGGGAGUGGAGCUGGUGGAGGAGAAGAACCGGAUCAGAGAGGAGAUUAUCCAGAGAGGCGGCUACCUUCCUCCUGAGGAGAUAAAGGAACGGUUCGACAGUAACUGCAUCACUCCAGGGACCGAGUUCAUGGACAACCUGGCUCAGUGUCUCCGCUAUUACAUCGCAGACAGACUCAGCAACGACCCCGGAUGGAGCAACGUGACGGUUUUCCUGUCCGACGCCAGUGUGCCGGGCGAAGGGGAGCACAAAAUUAUGGACUUCAUCCGAAGACAGAGAGCUCAGCCGCACCACGACCCAAAUACGCACCACUGCUUGUGUGGAGCUGACGCGGACCUCAUCAUGCUGGGCCUGGCCACACAUGAGCCCAACUUCACCAUCAUCAGGGAGGAGUUCAAACCCAACAAGCCGCGACCCUGUGCGCUCUGCGGGCAGGUGGGACACGAGCUGAAGGAAUGUGAGGGCGUGGCCCGCGAGAAGAGGGGAGAGCACGAUGAGUUUGCAGGUUCCAUGCCGGUGUGCGAGCAGGAGUUCAUCUUCAUCAGACUGUGUGUGCUGAGAGAGUAUCUGUCCAGGGAGCUGACCAUGGCCAGUCUGCCCUUCCCCUUCGACUUUGAGAGGAGCGUGGACGACUGGGUCUUCAUGUGCUUCUUUGUGGGCAAUGACUUCCUGCCCCACCUUCCAUCUCUGGAGAUCCGAGAGGGCGCCAUCGAUCGACUGGUCAACAUCUACAAAGACGUGGUGCACAAAACUGGAGGCUACCUGACCGAGGACGGCUACGUGAACCUGGAGCGGGUGGAGAUGAUCAUGACGUCGGUUGGCGUGGUGGAGGACAACAUUUUUAAGAAGCGCAAAGAAGAUGAUGAGAACUUCAAGAAGAGGAUGAAGGAGAAGAAGAAGAGGAUGAAGAUGGAGCAGCAGGGGCCGUCCUUCAUGACCGGCGGCCAUUUUGCCCCUCACGCCCUGGGGCGGCCUGGGCAGCCCGCCGUGGUCCACAAUGCGCGGCACCAGGCCUACAACAUGAGGAUGCAGUCCAUGGAGUCCCACAACAAGGAUGCUGCGCAGUCGCUGAAGGCCAUGAUGAAGAACGGCGGAACCUCGCCUGCAGGCCCCAGCUCCGACAGCAGGGGGCAGAAGAGGAAGGCCAUCGAUAGCGAUGAUGAGCCGGAGCCUGAAGACCAUGUCAGGUUGUGGGAGGAUGGCUGGAAGCAGAGGUACUACAAGACCAAGUUUGACGUGGAUCUGAGCGAUGAGGAGUUCAGGAAGAAGGUGGUGCGCUCCUAUGUGGAGGGCCUGUGCUGGGUGCUGCGUUACUACUACCAGGGAUGCGCCUCCUGGAAGUGGUUCUUCCCGUUCCACUAUGCGCCGUUUGCCUCCGACUUCAAGGACAUCAAGGACAUGUUCUCUGAGUUUGAGAAGGACACCAAGCCGUUCAAGCCCCUGGAGCAGCUGAUGGGCGUGUUUCCUGCUGCCAGCGGGAACUUCCUGCCGCCAACAUGGCGAGCGCUGAUGAGCAGGGAGGACUCGUCCAUCAUCGACUUCUACCCUGACGACUUUGCCAUCGACCUGAACGGGAAGAAGUACGCCUGGCAGGGAGUGGCCUUGCUGCCGUUUGUGGACGAGCGCCGACUGAGAGCUGCCUUGGCUGAGGUCUACCCCGACCUCACGCCUGAAGAAGUCCAGAGGAACAGCCUGGGCAGUGACGUGGUCUUCCUGGGCAAGUCUCACCCGCUCUUUGACUUCAUCCAUGAGCUGUACCGCAGCCAGACCCCGGAGGGCACGGAGAUCCCUGCCGAGCUCUGCCAUGGAAUCCAAGGUACUUUAGCUCUUGAUGACGACCCAAUUCUCCCAGAUAAGCCAGUGCGCUCGCCCAUCCCCAUGCUGAGAGACAUCGCCCUCAACAGCUCCAUCGGCAUCAAGUUCUCGGAUCCUCAGUACCAAGCGGACUUUGUCUUCAAGGCCGUGCUGCUGUCUGGAGCCAAGAUUCCCAGCAAAGUCCUGAAGCCUGAAGACUUCAACCAGAGGAGCCACCAGCCCUGGAGACCUCAGCUGGGCUUCAACCCCAACAGACAGCAGGCUCACCUGGACCAGUCUGGCUUCAGAGCGCUGGGUCACAGUGUGAACAGGAACCACCAGUCCCGUGGUCACUAUGGCCACGCCCCCCCGCCCAGCAGCUACAGCCACAGAAGCUACCGCCCGCCCCACGGCAGCAGCUGCCCGCCCUUCCAACAACAUUCCAGAGGCAGCAGCCACCCUGCAGGAGCCACCGGCUCCUACCAGCAGCGCUUCUCCCGGCAGCAGCAGUUCCAGGGCGGCGGAACCGGCUGGAACCGGUCCAUGCAGUCCCAGCCGUCGGCGUACCAGCAGAACCAGAAUCGGCAGCAGAGCGGCCCGAGACCCGGAGAGUUCCAGCGCUGCGACGAGUGGCGCAAUCGCCGCGACAACCGUGGGCCUCACAGCCAGGGCUUCAGCUCGGCCCGAGGCUUCCCGCCGCCACCGCCGUCCCAGCGCUACAAGUGGCAGUGAACCAGCCAGAGGCCACAGGAUUGGGGGGAGAGGGAAGGAGACACGUUCUGUUUUACCCUGUUUUUUUCUUUCUAUUGAUGAUUUUUAACUGUUUUUGAGAGGAAACUCCAAAGUGAAGUGCAUUAAAGCGUCUCAUGUCUCCAGUGGUCUGGUGUCUCUGCUGCUCACCCUCGUCAGUGCAAAUGCUGAUGUCAGCACUUUCAUUCUUGAUUUUAUCAGGAGAAAAAGACUUUUAAUUUCCCCUCUGUUUUUA